AUGCGAGCACCACUGAUGACAGGACCAAGGCAUCACGAUGGAGCGCUCCGCUUCCUCGGCAGGUGGUUGCUUCGCGUGUCGCGUCUCGCCUCUCCGCUGUUCCUGCCCCACGAUGGGCUGACGGAGGAGGAAGAGACGAAGGCAGGCGACAGCGACGACGAGGACGAAGCUACAGAGGGUGAUGGCGAGUGGCUGCUGCGCUUCGACGGUGCCUGCCGCAAGAACCCUGGCCCAGGCGGCGCCGGCGCUGCGUUGUUCAAGCCCAGCGGCCCCGUAGUGUGGACUUGCUCCCACUACAUGCCGAGCAGCAGCGAGACCAACAACACGGCAGAAUAUACCGCGCUGCUGCUCGGUGCAAGGGCUGCCGCCGAUCAUGGCGUCACGCAUUUGCGGAUAGAGGGGGACAGUACCCUCGUCAUCCAGCAGGUGCGUGGCAUCUUCGCCACGUGCAACAAGCGCCUUCGCCAGCUGCGACUCGCAGUCAAGGCAGAGCUGGCGCGGAUGGAGCGGGCCACGCUCCAUCCCAUCGACAGGCAGGCGAAUGGUCAUGCCGACCGCCUCGCCAACGCCGCUCUUGACCGCCGCGCGACCGAGUUGGACUACACCCCCGCCUGCCACACCGCAUGUCGCGGUGGACACGGAUGUCCCCCAAGCCCCGUCGAUGACGACAACAUGGGGGACAUCGACGAUGGCGAGGUGUAUGCAGCGAUGAGUGUGGGGCCGGAUACAGUGCCUCAGCGUCGGUCCCGCUUACGCCUUCGCCAGUUGGACGAGGACGAGCAAGAGGCUGCGGGAGAGCUGGUGGAGCGGCUGGCUGCGAAGCUGGCUGCCAAGAUCACGGACGCUGCUGACUGGGAGGAGGCGGAGGGCUACAUCACAGCCCUUCCGCAUGCGCUGUACGACCAACUGCAGCCAUACUCCCAGGCACAGCACCCCGCCCAAUCUUGCUCGCGGCUCCCGCAGCAAGCCGUGCGUACUGGCCGGCGACAGGAGCCACUCCAAGGCCAUGAGCAGGCCGUGCCACAGGACGGUCAGCGCCAAGGUGGCAGCCAUUCACGUCGUCGCCGUGGUCGCUCUGGUGGUGGCAAGGGGCACCGGCGCACGCGCCCGCCCCGUGUGACACGUCAUCACCGUGAGCACCGGCUUGACGAGGCUCUGGACGCUAUGCAUGCUGUUCAGCAACGCGUGCCGGGCGACCGCAAGGCUGUGGCCAAGGCACGUCGUCGUGUGGGGAGGAUCAACUCCUCUCUCGAGCAACAACGCCUCCGCCACCUCUUCGAUACUACGGAGAAGGUGUGUGUUGAGCGCAUCCUGUGUACGGCCCGGUCCAAGCGUGAGGCAACGGAACUGCCGGUCGGUACCGCUGCGCCUCCGCCGGACUUGGUGGAGCUGGACGAAGGCACCUGCCCCAUUCCAGGGGUGCGCCUGCACCAGUUCUUCACGGCGGUGAACACCCCGGUGGGUGCCUUCGACCCCAUGGCGCCGGUAGGAGCCCCGUUCCGCACGGCCAUGGACCGCCUGCCUCCUGCGACAGUUGACAUGGCGCUGCUCACGGAUGCGCCGUCCGUUGAUGAGAUCGAGGACCAAGUGCAGCGUGCGCGUGGCAGCUCAAGCCCCGGUUUGGACGGUGUAGGCUACGACAUCUUCAAGACGUUCACGGCCCAGCUUCUGCCCGCUCUGCAUGCUGCGUUCGCGCGCUGCUGGCAGUCCAAGCGUGUGCCGCAGAGCUGGAAGGUUGGCGUGGUGCGCCUGCUGCACAAGAAGGGCGAUCGGUCCGACCCAUCCAAUUGGCGGCCGAUCUGCUUGCAGCAGGCCAUCUACAAGUUGUACGCUGGUGUCCUGUCGCGUCGCUUUACGCGCUGGCUGGACGUCAACGGCCGCCACGCCGCUGCGCAGAAGGGCUUCCGAGCCAUGAACGGCUGUGGGGAGCACAACUUCCUCGCAGCCACGCUCGUCGACCAAGCCCGGCGCAAGCAUCAGGAGUUGCAUGUCGUGUGGUACGACUUUGCCAACGCUUUUGGUAGCGUGCCACACGACUUGUUAUGGGCAGCGCUACAACGGCAGGGUGUUCCGCCCGAGUUUGUCGCUUGUUGCCGUGGUCUCUACGCAGACGCUGCGUUCACGAUUGGUAACGCUGUGGAUGGGACCACGGCGCCGAUCGCGUUGAAGGUGGGGGACACUGGCGUGAAGCUGUCAAGCGAAGACCGUCCCGGUGCUGCUGCUUACGCGGACGACUUGAAGGCCUUUAGCAGCACCGUGGACGGCAUCAAGCGACAGCAUGCAGUGGUGCAAGACUUCCUGCGCUGGACUGGCAUGAAGGCCAACCCGAUGAAGUGCAGCACCAUGUCAGUCCAGCGGGAUACCCGCGGCCUCCACAGGACCAGCGACCUCGGACUGCAGCUGGACGGCACCCCAAUCCCCGCGCUCAGUGCUGCUGACUCCUACCAGUACUUGGGGAUUGGGGAUGGCUUCGACCAUGUGCGCCGUCGCAUUGAGCUGGGUCCAGCUCUCUCCCAGCUCAAGCAUGAUGCGACGGCCCUGCUGCAGUCCGGUCUGGCGCCGUGGCAGGUGAUCAAGGCGGUCAAGGUAUAUCUGUACCCUCGCGUCGAGUACGCCCUCCGGCACCUGCGCCCGUUUGCCCAGCAGCUGGAGGGCUUCGACCGCCACCUUGUUCGCGGCCUGCGCCACCUGCUGCGGCUGCCGACCAACGCCACGACGGCGUUCUUUUACGCUCCUGUUUCUCGUGGAGGGUUGGGGCUUCUGCCGUUGACGGAGCUGCAUGGUGCGUUACAGGUGGCGCAUGGGUGGCUGAUGUUGCACUCUUCUGACCCUGCCACCCAGCGCAUAGCCCGUCAGCAGCUCCGUCAGAUUGCAGAGGCCCGCUAUAAGCUGGACGUUCUGGUGUGGAAGGACCGUGAGGAGGAGCUGGGCGAGCUCCUUCUCAACAGCAAGCUGGGGACGUCGGACCCAGCCCCGCCCAAGCGUCGAAAUGGGGACAUAGGGUCGCUGUGGUUCGACGUCCGUGGUCACCUUCACCGCUUCGGCCUCAAGUUCGAGAUGGCUCCGGCGGUGGAGGAGACAGGGACCCCGGCGCAAAGGUUGCAGCUUCGCGUGCCCCACCACGAUGGUUGGUUGGACCAUAGGGAUGUCCUUCGGCACGUGAAGCUGCACCUCAAGACCAGGCACUGGCAGCGAUGGGCCGCGAUGACGGAUCAAGGCAAGGCUGCUCGCACCCUUGGUGGUGCUGGGAGCGCCUUCCUUUCGCGGCCCCGAGGGCUUUGGGAGAGCGACUACCGCUUCGCGGUGGGUGGUCGUCUCAACCAGCUCGACACGCACAGUGUCCUCAAGCGCCGGCGUCUUCGGGCACAUGACAAGUGCAGAUCGCCUGGCUGCUCAAGAUCGGAGACGCUGGCACAUGUGCUGAACCACUGUGCCGGCACCAUGGAUGCAGUUCGCACCCGCCACGACGACGCCUUGAAGAUAAUCGAGCGGGCUGUUGUGUCGUCGGCGGGUGAUCGGAAGGACCGGGUCGAGCUGAGGGUUAACCAAACCGUACCCUCGCUCCCCGGGCCUGCUUUGCGACCGGACUUGCAGGUCUACAACCACACCACACGUUCGGUGUCGGUUGUAGACCUUGCGGUGGCGUUUGAAGACCAAGCCACGGACGACCCAAGGACGUCGUCGCUCGCGCGGAUUGCUGAGCUUAAGCGCACCAAGUAUGGUUGCAUCAAGCGACACCUAGAGCGUCAAGGUUGGACGGUCCACCUUUCAGCGCUCGUCUAUGGUUCGCUUGGCGCAGUCGACGGUGGUAACCUUGCGGUUUACACCGAUCACCUUGGUGUGCUGAAGCGUGAUGCGAAGCGGCUGGACAAGCAACUUUCUGCUGAGUGCAUUAAGUCCAGCCGCCGCAUAUGGAAUUUGCACUGCGGCCAGCACCGCGAGCGACAGAAUGGUCACGAUCAAGCUCAAGGUCCAAGUCAAGCCCACGUUCAUGGCCGAAGACAUGGACGCUCAAGACAAGAUGCAAGGGGCAGUCGGGUGACGGAGACCGGGGGACUCCGUCCCAUCGAGGCCGCCGCUAAGCGUCGUUCGGGCCCAUAG
Molecule: messenger RNA, 4101 nt
Organism: Peronospora matthiolae
Lineage: Eukaryota; Oomycota; Peronosporomycetes; Peronosporales; Peronosporaceae
Source: the annotation of a GenBank genome assembly